Tripterygium wilfordii is the source of this 1290-nucleotide messenger RNA. RefSeq lists its product as uncharacterized. The transcript has 6 exons. The record is from RefSeq and is a predicted model, not a curated record. The coding region runs from base 273 to 1007 and encodes 244 amino acids. NCBI's taxonomy places the organism in Eukaryota, Viridiplantae, Streptophyta, Magnoliopsida, Celastrales, Celastraceae.
GCAAUCUGCAGAAAACAAAAGACAAAACGAAAAAUUGAAUUAAGAAAACAAAAAAAAAAGAAGAAAACAGAAAGGAAACAAAAAGCAGCACAUGCGGAAUCGUCCUUAUAAUUCUUUCUUUCUCGUCAGAGACAAUUUCUUUUCUAGGAUCGCCAAACUCAUGGACAGCUUUUCGCUUAGGGUUUUAUAGAUAAUUUAUUUAGUAUUUAUUAUAAAGAGCCGGAGAACGAAAUCCCCUUGUUUAGAGGAUUUUUAAUUUAGGGUUCUACGACAUGGAAAUCGAGGUCUCCGGCUCCAAUUCUGUGGUUCGUAGCAUCGAUUUGUUGGAUAGGGAAAAGAAGGCGGAGGAGGAACGGAUUCGCUUGAAGAGGAAGACCUUGAACCACGUGCUUGAACAGUGCCAUAGGGCACUUGAAUUGCUCAGUAAUGGGAGCGGUGUUGAUGAUGACGAUGAUAGCGAAGGUGGCGCCCAGCCUCAGGCGGAGGCCAGUCGUGAAGACUCUUCGGUUCAGACUGGCGAUCGAGAUGUUGAAGAGUUGUGCGAUCUUCUCAAAUCUAGAGUUGAGUGCCCUGACUUCCUCGAAAAACUGGAGUACGCUCAGUCAUCAGUUCCUCAAAAUGUUACCGAAGAAUGUAGUUCUUGGGACAUGAUCAAUGAAAAUGAUCUUUGGGAAGGUGAAAAUUCUGAUUCGGAUCAAGAAGAUUAUGUUCUAGUUAGGCAAGAAGAUAUUGUAGAAGGCAUUGCUUGUUUCAUGGCUGCGUAUUUGUUGUCUCUCAAACAGACUAAGGACUUGGCCCCAAAUAAACUCCAGGAAGCACUUAGCAAGACAUUCUCGGUAAAAAAGAAAAAAGGAAAGCUUCGGAAGGCAUGGGAUGGGAGUAAAGUUAUUUAUAAUGUUGCGUCUUGGGGAGCUACUGCCAUUGGGAUAUAUCAGAACCCCCUUAUUCUUAGUGCCGCCUCUAAAGCCUUUUGGACUUCUUGUCAUGUUAUAUCAAAGUUUCUCUGACUUUUCCUGUCUCUGGCUGGAGAUAUCUAUGCUAUUGGAAUUCACUGUUGUACUUGUACUCAUGCUGCCAAUGCAGCUUUCCUGCUCCAUAUGGUGUGCCAUUCUUUCCAUUUCAAGCGAUCAAUUUCUCUCUUAUGUAUUUUAAUCUUGUAAAUACCUUUUCUGUUUGAAGAAAUUAUGGGUGAAAUUCAAUUUCUUUGGGGAGAUUUCAUUGCAAAUUUCUAUCUUGUAUUGCCCCAUUUCAGUUGUCCAGAUUAAUAAUGCAUGCAGAUGCGUUGUGUUA